UGGCUUUUCUAUUGUGUCUGCCAGUGGAUGUUGUGUUUGUUUUUCUGAAUAGCAGGCCGAAUUUGGAUCCAGAGCACACAACAGAUGGAUAGUGACUCAAUAAGUUUGUCUCUUUGAAAACUCUAAGUCAAGGGUGAUUUACGGCAUUGGAUUAAUUUCUUCUAUUAGUAACUCUUCAACAUCUGUGGUAUCAACUUGAGGCCCCGAAAUAACCAGACCAGAAAAAGACCCAGAGAAAGGGUCAGGAAGUAAGUUCAGAGCAUCUCAAGAGUCCGUCUGCAGUAGGUGUCUCACUCCAUCCCUCCACAUAAGACUACUUUACAGCGCAAUGGAAGGCACCCGGACUUCUCUCUGUCUGUUUCUCCUGCUCAACCAGCUGUCAUUCUGUCCUACUGAUGCCGACCGAGACCAAUCAACCAUGCAGCCGUAUUCGCACAAAACAGAAGAUCAAGGAACCAGCUCAACCCCUGCUGUGGAGCCCAGCCUCACUACCACUGGCCACACAAACUCACCUGAUACAGACACCAAUGGCACUCGUGCCAAUUGCUUGAUUGACACAGAGAUGGGUCUGAUUGCUAUAGGUUCAGCAGGGGGGCUGAUUUUCUGCCUGCUAGUUGCCACCAUGGUAUUGGCAUGCCAGGUCUGCCUCAUUCAAGGCCGUGUUUAUGCCCCACGAACCUCCCGGUCCAACAUGGACUUUGUGAGCGGUACGGGCUACUGGGGCAUUGACCGGCCGGAGGUCGGAGGACUGGUUGGGCCGUGUGAUGCCAGUGUCAUGCUCGAGGAGGUGAAAGAAGACAGCAAGAUGGAGAAAGAGGGACAGGCUGAAAUACGACAGACAAGGGAGGAGGCUAGGGCAGGACUUGAGGAAGGGGCUACAACAAUGGCUUUUGAUCCUGAAGGGAAGGCUUAUCAGAUGCAGAGCUCCAGCUCCAAGGACUCCAGUCUGGAGGUUCCCAGGGAUCUAGAGGACAUGCCCCUUGUUGUGUAAGGAGGUAUCACAAACCAGUUAGUUCAACUGUUGUGUUGUGGUUUAACUUGGCAUUUUUAUUGGCAUGUAUUAUUAAUGUUCCUUUUCCAAUCCAUUUUACCUCACAGAUAGUUUGAAAUUUGGUAUACUGGUGCAGAUACAAUACCUUAGUUAUGGUACCCAUACCAAAAAAAGAUUGACUGAGAAAUAUAAAUACAGUUUAAGAAAAACCACUCAAGAAAAAAAGCCAAAGUUCUCAAAUGGUAUAGAUCUAGUACCAUAUAGUUUAAAUCUGGCAAAAAUAAUAAAUUUUUCUAACUAUGAGGAGGUUUACAAAUCUUACAAUGCAUUCAAUGUCAGUUUUGGGUACUCAACAUUUGUAUUCAGUGCUAUAGACAUUUUGUUCAGUACCAAAAAAGUAUUGUGUUUCAAUACCCAGUCCUAGUAGUGUGUAUACCAUUUUGACGUAUGACGCUUCAAGUGGAAUUUGUUAAAAUAAUUACUAGAAAAUAGCAUAUAAAAAGACUAGAAAAUAUUUAAGUCAAGUCAAUGUAAUUUAUAUAGCCCAUUAUCACAAACAUUUGACUCCAGAGGGAGCAUCAGACACCCUCUCUCCUUAGAAAAGGGGAAAAAAAUAGAAGAAACCUCAGCUAGAGCAGCUGGGGAUUUUUUUAAAUAAUUAUAAAUACUUGAAAUAAUGAGAAUAUUUGAUUUUUUGUGAUGAUGAUGAUAAUAAUAAUAAUAAUAAUAAUAAUACAAAUAAUAAUGCUGCUGACUGUACUACUUCACUAUUCUUCCUGGCCAAGUCUUUGGUCAAGAUGUAUUGUUGGCCAGCUUAUUAUCAGACACAAUAAACAAAUAUUUUAAUAAAGAGUGAAGUGUACAUUUUUCACGAUACUUAGUAAAGUAUAACUUUUAAACAUCUAACAUGUUAUCCUACAUAUUUAAUAUUUACUGUAAGACUGCUUAAUUUGGCUAAAUUUUCUGGUUUUACAACAUAAAUGAGAGGACACAAUACAUUUAAUAAACAGACAAAAAGGUAGAUCAACACACUUUUAAAAGCAUCAAAGAUAUCCCAAGACUAGAUAUGACACCAGGGACCUUAAGUGCUGCCAUAACCAUGUCGAAAUGUCUGCUAAUAGUCCUUGUUGUAUACAUCGGUGUUAAACUUUCCUUUUGUCUGUGAUAUUUUACCUGUACUGCAGACUCCAAUACUACUGUUAAAAAAAAAAAUGAAACAGAGCCUGUUAAAAUGUCAGGUUUUAAAUAAAAGGAUUGCCUUGUGUUUGAAAUCAA
Messenger RNA from Perca fluviatilis (European perch), 2266 nucleotides. RefSeq lists its product as uncharacterized. NCBI's taxonomy places the organism in Eukaryota, Metazoa, Chordata, Actinopteri, Perciformes, Percidae. The record is from RefSeq and is a predicted model, not a curated record. The coding region runs from base 329 to 991 and encodes 220 amino acids. The transcript has 3 exons.